UGAAAUGUCACAAUACGGAUUACGGAUCGUAAUUAUUUUUGUCAAUGCAGGGAGCUGUCUGUCAAAGUCGGAACAUCGCUAAUCCGGGAAUGGUCAUAUUAUUCAUCAUUUAAAAUUUUGAGUAGCAAGAAAGCACAGUUUUAUUGAUUAAUUGUACAAUAUCAUCAACAUGGAGGACGUUUUGGACGAGACCGUCUCCUCGGAAGAUUUGCAAAAGUUCGAGAAAGUGUUUCACGAGCAGUUACAUAGCGGCAAUGUGACGCACAAAGCGCAGUUCGAGUACGCGUGGUGCCUCGUCAGGAGCAAAUACCCAACCGACAUAAGAAAGGGUAUAUUACUCCUGAAAGAACUCUUCAAUUCGCACGCAGGGAAGCGUGACUACCUGUUCUACCUUGCCAUCGGCAAUGCUAGGAUCAAGGAGUACAACAAGGCGCUGCAUUAUGUUAAGUCAUUCCUGGAGAUCGAGCCUGCUAACCAACAGGUUUUGGCGUUGGAGCGUCAGAUCAACAAGCGCAUGGAGAAGGAGGGGCUGAUCGGCAUGGCGGUGGCGGGCGGCGCGGUGCUGGCGCUCGGCGGCAUCGUGGGCCUCGGGAUCGCUCUCGCCUCGAGCAAGAAAUAGCAUUUGGCCUUCUUAAUGAACGCGUUGCUGGGCGUUCAUUAUCUAUGGAAGCGUAAAGAGAUCAAGAAGGAGUAGGCGCCAGCUGGUUUUAUCAUCACCUAUGUGUAACACUUGUGUACAGAAUCAAAGGCACCAUUGGCUUCGUUCACAGACCUAUAAAACUAUAGACGUCACAUGUACUAACGACGUUUUGAAUGAAUGAUCCCAAACUUCGAUCGGAUCCCGAGAGUAAAUCCAUGAAAAUAAGUCAUUUGUAAAAAAGUAAAAAAAAAAAAUAUGAUGUGAUAACAUAAAAAAAAUAUAUAUUAUUUCAACUGAGACCUAAUAUGUAUGCCAAAUAAUAUUUGAUUUUUUUAUUUAUAUUUACCUCACGCUCAAUAUUAUUACUGCAUCUUAUAGUUAUAAUGAUAUAAUGUAGAGGUAUUUGGACAAAUCAGCCAAAGAAUAUAAAGUUUUGUCAUAGUCAUUUUAUAAUUAAAAAUAUGUGUUGAGCGAAAUGGUUUGAUAUAUAUCUUUUUGCACAGGUCAUUUGUGUUUUUUUUUUUUAAUAAUUAAACAAAAAAUAUCUGAUAUGCCCCUCAGUGUAAUAAAAGCAUUUACAGUAAAAAUAUGUUUUCAAAACACAAUAUGGCGUCUGAUAGAUUUAUAAGUCUGUGGCUUAAAAUUGUACCGUAAGCGUAGUGUAGUUUUGUAAGCGUUAGUCUCCGCGUUUGUGAUAUGGUAUCUAUUUAUUUAGCGUUAGGGUUUAAUUUAAGAUGCCGUUGAAGGAGCGAUUCCAUUAAUAAAUAUAUUUUUUCGUUUUCAUUA
Molecule: messenger RNA, 1426 nt
Organism: Manduca sexta (tobacco hornworm)
Lineage: Eukaryota; Metazoa; Arthropoda; Insecta; Lepidoptera; Sphingidae
Gene: Fis1
Product: mitochondrial fission 1 protein
Biological process (GO): peroxisome fission; autophagy of mitochondrion; mitochondrial fission
Cellular component (GO): peroxisomal membrane; mitochondrial outer membrane
Molecular function (GO): protein binding
Source: RefSeq, a predicted model, not a curated record